Molecule: messenger RNA, 2276 nt
Organism: Manihot esculenta (cassava)
Lineage: Eukaryota; Viridiplantae; Streptophyta; Magnoliopsida; Malpighiales; Euphorbiaceae
Product: peptidyl-prolyl cis-trans isomerase PASTICCINO1
Exons: 19
Coding region: 559-2160 (533 amino acids)
Molecular function (GO): peptidyl-prolyl cis-trans isomerase activity; protein binding
Source: RefSeq, a predicted model, not a curated record
UAAGAAAUUCAGAGUGAAACAGCUUCGGUCAAUCAGUCUUUAUUUGUCGUCUGCCUCCAUAACCCUACUCAUUUCUAGUUUCUGCCCACCUAAUUUGCGUCAUUGGUAGUGAAUCCUGGCCCUUGUAGCUAACUCAACUCCAUUUAUGUGCUUAUUUUUUCAAUAAUUUCUGUAAACUAAUUCAUUGAUAUCAAUUUGUUACUUUGAACUCAUUAGGAUUUGAUUAAUCCCCCGUAUUUACUCAUUCUUCAAGCCUAAUUUUGUUAAGUUUUUCCUUUUUGAAUCCGAUUUAAGCUUUCUCUGCUUGUAACCUCAGCAAUUGGAUAAUUCUCAAUAUUUCUCUUCGAUUCCUUGAAUGCUGUCGCCAGCCAUGGGUGUAGAUGAGGAUAUGGCUCCAAAGAAGAAGAAAGAGCCCACUGAAAACGAGAAGAGGAGAAUGAAAAUUGUGCCUGGGACUUUGAUGAAAGCUGAGAUGAGACCUGGUGGGGGUGAUGCUAGACCAUCAGAUGGUGACCAGGCAAGGGCACCCCAAUAAGACAAGUUUUGGGCAAAAGUAAGAUGCUGCUGGGAUUGCUGGAAGGACUUCCCACAAUGCUGAAGGGUGAAGUGGCAAUGUUCAAGAUGAAGCCUGAAAUGCACUAUGGCGAAGUUGAUUGUCCGGUUUCACCUCCAAGUAGCUUUCCACAGGAAGAUGAACUUCAUUUUGAGAUUGAAAUGAUAGACUUUUCUAAAGUCAAGGUGGUGGGUGAUGAUUUCGGAGUUAUAAAGAAGGUAGUAAAUGAAGGACUGGGCUGGGAAUCUCCAAGGGAACCUUAUGAAGUAAAAGCUAGGAUUUCUGCCAAGACAGGCAAUGGGAAAGUAAUUCUAUCACAUACAGAAGAACCAUAUUGCUUUACUUUUGGCAAAUCUGAGGUUCCUAAAGGACUUGAAAUGGGGAUGGGAACAAUGGCACAAGAAGAGAAAGCAGUAAUAUAUGUUACCAAUGAGUACUUAACCGAGUCUCCUCUUAUGUCUCUGAUAGAAGAUCUUGAUGAAGUUCAUUUUGAAGUGGAGCUUGUCCAUUUCACUCAGGUGCGGGACAUGCUUGGAGAUGGGCGCCUGAUAAAGCGUCGGCUUCAUGAUGGAAAAGGCGAGUUUCCCAUGGAUUGCCCCCUUCAUGACAGUCUACUAAGGGUCCAUUACAAGGGUAUGCUUCUCAAUGAGGAAAAGAAGGUCUUCUAUGAUACAAGAGUUGAUAAUGAUGGUCAGCCUUUGGAGUUCAGUUCUGGGGAAGGGCUAGUCCCUGAAGGAUUUGAAAUGUGUGUUCGUCUAAUGCUUCCUGGAGAGAUAGCUCUUGUCACUUGCCCUCCUGAUUAUGCAUAUGACAAGUUCCAGAGGCCAGCUAAUGUUCCUGAAGGUGCUCAUAUUCAAUGGGAAAUUGAGCUACUUGGUUUUGAGAUGCCAAAGGAUUGGACUGGUAUGGAUUUUCCUAGUAUAAUGGGUGAAGCAGAGAAGAUUAGAAACACAGGAAACAGGCUCUUCAAAGAGGGAAAGUUUGAACUUUCCAAGGCAAAAUAUGAGAAGGUGCUUAGGGAAUUUAAUCAUGUAAAUCCACAAGAUGAUGAAGAAGGGAAGGUUUUUGCAGAUACUAGAAACUUGUUAAAUUUAAACUUGGCUGCAUGCUAUCUCAAACUGGGAGAAUGCAAAAAAUCCAUCGAGUAUUGCAACAAGGUUUUGGAUAUAAAUCCUGCACAUGCGAAGGCUCUAUAUCGCCGUGGAAUGGCCUACAUGACAGAUGGAGAUUUUGAGGAAGCAAAAAAUGAUUUUGAGAAGAUGAUGAAAGUUGACAAGUCCUCUGAACCUGAUGCAACGGCAGCGCUUCAAAAACUGAAGCAGAAGAAACAGGAAUUUGAGAAGAAGGCCCGUAAACAAUUUAAAGGACUAUUCGACAAGAAGCCAGGAGAAAUUGCAGAUGUUGGAACUCAAGAUACAGAAGAAAGAGGUACAAGUGAAAAUCAAAAUCAGAGGAAAGAUGAUCAGGAGGAUUCAGAUGGGAUUGAGGAAGAGGCAUUGCUUCAAAAUGCAGCCAAUGCGCCUAGAGUAGGCUUGUUCUCUCGCUUGUGGCCUACUGGUAAAAGAUUAUUUUCUGCUCUUGGUCUUCAAAGAUGUACAAUAUUGUGACAUGAAAUAAUUUGUUUUAGGAACCAACUUGUUAUAUUUCUUGAUUUGGCAAUACAUUCUUGCACUUUGAUUUAGUAAAAGUUCAUUUCUAAGGGAAUAAAUUUUGGCUGAACGCA